Molecule: messenger RNA, 3203 nt
Organism: Acanthoscelides obtectus
Lineage: Eukaryota; Metazoa; Arthropoda; Insecta; Coleoptera; Chrysomelidae
Source: the annotation of a GenBank genome assembly
CACCAUUUCACUUUAGUAGUGCUAGCAUUAACUAACGCUUGUCUAAGUAGCAAUAACAACUAUUUGUUCUUUAUUUGUAUCAGCUUCCUGUAGAUUUGAGAAUAUACAGAUAUGAGGAUUCUGAGCCAAACUACGAUAACAUCAACUUACGUUACCAAUGCGACAACUACGACAGCUUCGAUGAUCCAGAAAGUGACUCUGACAUUUAUGAAAAUCACGUUGUGAUAAGUAGCGACAAUAUUGAAGAUCGCCCGUUGCCAGAACCUCCUCCUCAAGGACCGAACCAGUUUGAGAAGUUUGCCAAAAACAUUCGCAGUCUAAAGAACACUAUUUCGAAGGAUAUCGGCAAGUCGCUGAGACGGAUAUCUAGGCGAGUGUCUCAGAAAAAUACUGAGGAGGAGCUUCAAAAGGGAACAGCCACGUAAACGACUACGGUUCGAUCACAUCUGUCGAGGACCUGGAUGAAACUACAUAUGUGCAUUGAGUACUGUGCACGUAGCCCUAUAAUAUUUUAUACUAAAUCACCACAAUAUGGAUUUAUACCCCACGUUAUAUUGAAUUUUGAUUGAAUAAUCUAUGUAUCGAGCCCAAACACCACCGGUUCGACCACCGAGGGUAGAACAACCCGCUCCCAUCACCAAUGUAAUGCUUAGAGACCAAAAACAUGAAGUAGAAGAACCAACAUACGAAAAUUCUUAUACUAAUCCUGGCUUAUUCAACAUGAUACGAAGAAGUAUAUCCUUAUCUCAGGAAUCUGCAAUCAACGUCACUAGCAAGGUUGGCAGUAAACCUACGCGCAGAAGCACCUUCUACAUAACAGAGCCAUUCGAUGCAGAUGGUGAUCCAAAGACUGAUCAAAGCGAAUGUGGUACUGAUAGAAGCAACAGAGAUUCAGUUUCCUUAUCGCCAACAAGAACAAAGGUCGCAAGGCCCAAGAGCCCACCUCCACCAGUUCCGCCACAUGAUUCUGGUAAAAAAUUAAGUCAACCAGCUUCUCAGGAGCUUUCGACUGCAAAGAACCAAUCAAAUAGAACCAAAUCGCUCUACACAGAAGCCGGUCUUUUCAAACCAAACCCCAUUCGACCAAAGAGUAGUACCUCUUGGUACUCUGAUGCCGGUCUCUACUCUUCCGACUCGUCCUCUGCAUCAGAAAGCAGUGCGAAACGCUUCGCAGUCGUGAUCAACGAAAUGAAAUCAAAAUUGAGCGGAACCAGCGAUAAGAAUCACAACAUAGCUGAGGAUCAGAACCAUAACGAAGACGCUGGUGAAACAAAUUGCGUUGAUGCCAUAAAUGAAAGCGUUUACAAGAACCAGAGCGUGGUGAGUCCAGAUUCCGAAAGGGGAAGUACCUUUUACACCGAAAACGAAAGUGAAUAUUAUGCAGACCUGAGUGUGAGCAGUCAUGAUUCAAAGAAUGAUGAUUCGUCGGUGACGCAGAGUGAUAGCAAAUUUUUGGAGUACGAGCCUUUGUAUCAAUUUUACGAUGCUUCAAUACUAGAGGCCAGCUAUAACGAUGACAUGUCCGAGUUCGACUCUUCUGACAUCUAUGAAGUCGUUACCGUUGGCAUGCAAGAAGACAACGAAUAUACCUCUUUCCCUAAGUCACCCGAUAACAGCAACAUGCUAUGUAAUAAGCAGAGCAUGAUAGCUUUCACAAGAAGUUUGUGGUGUGAAGUUCCGGAAGUAGCGGAUUCAGUAGUUCUGAGUCAGCUGAGCCCUGAACAGAAAAAGCUACAAGAGGCAAAGUUUGAGAUUAUUACCUCAGAAGCAUCGUAUUUAAAUUCAUUAAAUGUCCUCAAUGACCAUUUCAUCUCCAAAUUCAGAAGUUCGAACAUAGUCAACGAAAAGGAGAUGGAGAUACUUUUCGGAAAAGUAAAAAAGUGAGAAAUUGCUCAAAAAAGGUGUUCCACGAUUUAGAAAAGUGUUGGAGGAAGAAUAUUCUUCUGGAUGGAAUCUGUGAUAUAAUACAAAAGCACGCUGAAAGCGAUUUUGACACUUUCAUUCCUUACUGUGAAAACCAGGUGAUAAUAGAGGACACUCUAAACGAAUUAAAGAAAAGACAGGAAUUUAGUGAAUUUCUGGUAGAACUCGAAUCAAGUCCAACGUGCCGAUUUUUAGAUUUAUACUCGUUUUUAAUGUUACCAAUGCAACGAAUAACAAGAUGGCCGUUGCUUGUUGAUGCCAUUCUGAAAAGACUUUCUCAGGCUGAUCCAGAAUACAUCAGUUGUCAAUACGCCUUAGCAAGUGUAAAUAAGGUUGUAAGUCAGUGCAACGAAGCUGCCAGGCAAAAAGACAAUGAAGUGAAAAUACAAAAAAUCGCCAACACCCUUGACUUUUCGAAGUCCGCUCCUCCUGUAAACAUAGUGAAAGAAAAUCGAUGGCUGGUGCUAUCGGGUCGUAUGACCUGCUUCCAACCAAAAAGCGAGGACACCAGGAUGACUUUCGGAAAGAGAUUCACCAAGUUCAAUUUGUAUUUGUAUCUGUUCAAUGACCUCCUGGUAGUCACUAAGGAGAAAAAUGACCAAAGAUUUGCAGUGAUUCAUUACUGCCCAAGGAAUUUCGUCGAAUUGGAACUGGAUGUGAAUAAAUUUCCCAUGAUUAUAAAGAAAGAGGUGCAGGACAAAAAUGUCCUAUAUCUAUCAAUAUUGGAGAACCAGGAGAGUAAAAUGGUUGAUUUGCUACUGUCAUGUGCGAUGGAAAGCGAUAAGGAGCGAUGGAUACAAGCCUUCAGUCCACCGAAAUCUGAGAACCCUGAAGAGACAGUCUACGAAUGCUGGGACUGUCCGCAAGUGACCGCCAUACAUAACUACGUACCCAGGCAGCCUGAUGAGCUAGCACUUUCGCGGGGUGACGUAAUCAACGUACUAAGGAAAAUGAGUGACGGUUGGUACAAUGGUGAGCGAAUAAGAGAUGGCCAAAUCGGUUGGUUUCCUUCAAACUACACUGUAGAAAUAGCGAAUCCACAUGUUAGAGCGAGAAAUUUGAAGCAACGGUAUAGGUUGUUGACGUUCUCAGAGCAUUACCUGAAGUCGUAGCUAACUUGAAGAACAACUGAGAACACUUUGUAUAUUUCGAUAUCCACAUAUCAUGUGUCAAUUUUUUUACAUUCCUAUAAAUAUUGUAUACUGGUUGUUACCUAUAAAUUAUUGCUAAAAUAUACUUAAGCAGUAAAGUAAUUUGUUUCUUGAAUAAAAAAUGCAUUC